Messenger RNA from Adelges cooleyi (spruce gall adelgid), 951 nucleotides. RefSeq lists its product as uncharacterized. The record is from RefSeq and is a predicted model, not a curated record. The transcript is spliced from 4 exons. Lineage: Eukaryota; Metazoa; Arthropoda; Insecta; Hemiptera; Adelgidae. The coding region runs from base 85 to 693 and encodes 202 amino acids.
GCUAUGUUUUUAUUUACUGGUACAUUUGAAUAAUCUAAAAUUUGGUUACUUAUAUUCAUAUUUACUACAUCGUUUAAACUGAAAAUGACUAAGAACGUAUUGUUCUUUUUGGUAAUCUAUGUGUUGUGUCAUGUGAUGGAGGCGUACGUUUAUAACACGGAGGGCUUAAACGGAUUUAAUGGACAUGUAAAUCGCAGAUAUUAUGGUCGAAUUAAUCCAUAUUUUAGACCAAUGAUGAAGAGAAGCCAGGAAUUUCCUUUCCAUCAAGAAUCAUUAGAAAAUACAAUACAAAACCACAUGCAUCAUAUGAACAAAGUUAUGGACAGUGUGUUCCAAAGUUUGGACAAAAUAAGACCGCCGCAGUUGCACCAUGCCAUUGGUAAUGGUAAAUAUAAUGGUAUUGGUGCGGUAAAAAUCAUAAUGACUUGCUGUAGAAACGGUUCUUGUGUUACCGUCCACGGCCCCACUUCAUUAGAUUGUAAUAAAUUACUCAAAAAUAACGCACAACAGAGUAUUGAUAAUGAUCCGGAAAAAGAACAAGAUUUAGUUGACGGUCAGGAAAAAGAACAGGAUUUGGUUGACGGUCAGGAAAAAGUAACUGAUACAACACAAUCGCAGGAUAUCAACAAGACGUCUGAUGAUGGUCAACAAGAAUUCGAUUCCAUCCAAACGGCCGAAGCUGUAACCCAAUAAUAACCCAGCACUUAGUAGCCAACCAAGAAAAUGAUAUUAAUUAUUUUUAACCAUUAUUUUAUAAUCUAUAUUUAUGGGGUUUAAAAGUACAUUCAUAAACAAUUUGUGUUUAGUGAUGUAGUCGGGUCUGGUAUAUGUAAAAAAUGUAAUUCAUAUUCACAUUUUUUUGCCAUAGAAAAUAACCACUAAUUUGUAUAGAAAUAAUUAAAAUGUCGUACACAUUUUUAUAAUAAAUAACAACCUUUAUUCAAGCUUUUA